UUGCAGGAAAAGUCAUUACCGUACGGUAUGGCAACCAAAGUAGGUAAAAUUGAAUCAGGUCUUAUGCAAAAUAGAAUUUUUAAUACAUCUGCUGCACCUGACAUGCCUGUUGUACCUAAACAAAAUAUUCCGAUGUUUCAAACAAAACAGGCUAUUGCUUCGAUUGAAUCGCCUGCAAAAAAUACAACCCCAGUCAUUAACAAGUUAUUGAAUCUUGGAAUUGCUGAGCAAAACAUUAUGUCAGACAGUUCAUCUCCUGAUUCUCCGCUCUCGAAUUCUGCUCAGAAGAAGCUUCGAGAUCUGCCUCAUACAACAACUUUAUGUGGAUGUGUUGCGUUUGUUGAUGUUUGGUCAUCUGAUGCUACUGACAAUAGGUCUUGUGUUUUUAGAAACUUUUUGACAAGGAUGGGAGCAACGGUUGUCAGAAAGUUUACAAAAGAACAUCCGAUCACCCACGUUGUCUUUAAAGAUGGCCAUAAAUCAGUUAUUCAGAAAGCUCAGAAAAGAAAUAUAAAACUUGUGACUUGCCUUUGGGUCGACAGAUGCAGAGUUCUUCAAAAAUGGGUGAAUGAAGAGGACUAUUUGUUUGAUGUAUCUAAGUAUAAACCUCCAAAGAGGUUUUAUGAAAUGCAACCUCAGGAACCAGAAGAUGCAAUACGAAAAAGCGCAGAAAGGUUGAAAAGAAGAAAAGCAAGAUUUGAUAAAAAACAUGCCAGAAUCAUGUUCCAAUCUCCAUUAGUAACGAACAGCCGAAGUGCAAACAAUACACCAGAUGCCGCAACACCGUCUAAUCCAGCAUUCAAUAGAAAGUAUGGAAUUUUAGCAGCAGAUACUCCGUUUCAUCCCCCAUCUCCAUAUCGUUUCUUAAACCCAUCUAUUGUAUAUGAAACACCGAUAUCAGACAGUAUGCAACGCAUGAUGAAACGAAUGAAAGAAGGAAAACAUAUCUUCUCACCUCCCUCAUCUGAUAAUGAAGAUGAAAAAGAAAACUGUGAGAAGAUGUCUGUGAAUGAUCAAACUUCGGAUAAGCCUACAAACAAUGCUUUCUCAAUAAUCCAUGCAAUUACUCCAGAACCAGAAGGUGAAAAGUUUAGUCCGAUUGCAGAUACACAAUGUUUUGUUAAAAGAUCAUGGAGAGAAUCUGGACUUUCACCUCCUAGAUUUGAUGCUUCAUUGGAUGAAAUUCCUGAAACCCAGCAGAUGGAAGCACCUGACACACCUGAUCAAGCUAGAUGCAAAAUUAUUCACCCGGCAUUACCCGAAGGAUUUAAUGAAGUUCCAGAGACCCAGCAUAUGAAUAUCAGUCUUCCGUCGCCAAAUGCUGAAACACACUUGAAAGGAAUUGGACAGCCAGAAACAUCUUUGUGUAAUGUUGAAGGUGACUUGAGUAAGUCAUCUUUGGAAAACCAGCAACAAUUGAAGCGAACUCAGCUUACAAUAUCACAAGAUUCUGUUUCUGAUCUGCAUUUACAUGUCAGUGGUAGUUCAAUCGAAUCAAUUCAUGAUUCAACAUCGAAACAUAAGGAUGAACCAAAUCUUACAAAUAUAGAAACUGCUACUACUAUUACAGAUGUAACUCCAACAGAGCAAAAAAUUUAUGCUAAACCUUUUGUUUCAUCAAGACGCAAAAAAAGAAAAUUACUUGACGACGAUGAAUGCCUUGAACCGGUUUCUAUUCUCCUUAGUCCUCAAGAAUCUGCGAGGAAGUCAAAAUCCAUAUUAAGCACGCAAGAACCAACAAAUAUAGUGAGCAGAAAUGGAACAUCAAUGCUACUUCCGCAACUGGGGUUAUCAGCAUAUAAAACUGCGACAGAAUCUGGAAGAUUUUUUGGUAGAAUUUGUUCAAACACACCUUCAGAAUGCUCUGUAGUAUCUGAAAAAUCUGCCAUAGAACAGCUGGCCUAUAAUUCUCAAAGCACUGAUUAUGAGGAUGAAGCCAACAAUAAAAAUAAGGAUAAACAACAUGCAUUGUGUGACAACAAUGAAAUCCCUCUAAUAAAUCAACAAUUAUCUUUGUAUGAUAGAAUUAAAAUGAGAGAGAAAAGAAAUUUAACGUCUGUUGAUUCUUUCAUAAGUCACUCUACUACGGAACCAUCAAGGAAAAGAAGACGAAGAGUUUCAGAAAAUUCUUGUCAAUCAUCAUCUCCGAGAUCACAAAGGAAGAUUUCCAGAACACAACCAAAUAAAAAUAUAUUUUCUUCUCAAGCAGCAAAAGCAAUUUGUAAGAGCUUUACAAGACGAAGAAGCACAAUGGAUUUCACAACACCAAUGUUAAGAGAUCCAAUACAGUUUGGUUCAAGUUACACAAAAAAGAAAAAUAUCAGAAAAUCUGUCAUUGUUCUAACCAAUUUUCAUUCUGGAGAAAGAUUUGAACUUCAUAAAGCUGUUAGAACUUUAUCUGGUUUUCGUAUAACAUCGAUUGUUAGAGAUCAAACCACUCAUGUUGUUUGUGGAGCAGCAAGACGUACUAUGAAUGUGCUAAGGGCAAUAGCUAAAGGGCUUUGGCUUUUAUCUAAGAAUUGGGUGACAGACUCAAUCUCGGCUGGAUUUUGGUUAGAAGAAGAAUCUUAUGAAAUAUAUAGCAUAUUUCCAGCUGCUCGAAAAAACAGAAAAUGUCGUUCAAGAAAUUCUAUAUGGGAAAACAAUCUUUUUGCAAAAUUCGAUGGCCAUAUUUAUAUUUCUGAUGAUACAAAGCCAUCACAGGAUGAUUUACGAGAGUUGGUUUCAUUAUGUGGUGGACGUAUUGUUGGGAGUUCACGUCGUGCUUCUGUCUGCGUUGGUAACCCAGGAAGAACUGUCAAGGAUAUUCCUGUAGUCAAUGAGACGUGGGUUUUAGAUUGUGUCAGCGAGAAUUGCCUUCUUCCAAUGGAAAAAUAUUUGAUACUAUUUUAAAUAAUCUUCCGCUAAGUAAUGACACCCAACCGUUCUUCAAUAACUUAAACCUGUCUUAAAGUUCCAUAUUAUUUUUUUAUGAAAGAUGGAUAAGACUGCCUAAAUCAUAAACCUCUAUGUCGCUUUGAUAAGAAAUAGAUAUCUCGUUCAUUGUUCCUGUUAUUUGCGGGUGUGCUCAGGUACCAGUGGAACAUAAUUAACCCUGCAAUACCGAAAAGUUCUAUAAUGUUUCUGCUUGUAGAUUUGAACCUGUGACUUCCAUAAGUGGUAAUAUGUAGUGAAAUUAUGUUCCUUACCUACACUCAAUUGAAAUCUAUGCUCGAGUAAGGGAUUUUUCAAGUUGCAAUUAUUGAAGCAACGUAAUGAUUUAUGGCAUGCUAAGCCUACAUAAAGUUUAAUUUGGUUGGUUGUUCAUCAAUUUACAAUAUUUAAUAGGAGUGAACUACUGAGAAUAAUUUACCAAUACACAAUGAGUGAUGAACAUGUGGGUACCAUUCAUCGUUUGUAACCUACGACUGAAUGAAUGAAUUUUCUUACAUAACUUUGAUCCCCGAUACAUCAUAUCUCCAUGUAUUUAUACAUUUAAUUCAACUAUGUAUGCUGUAUUCGCUUAACCUUAAUUUUUGAUCUUGAUGUUUCUUGCAUAAUGUAUUCAGAAUGAUAUAAUGAUUAUUUUAUUCCUAUCUUCAAGGCUUCAGAGAAAAUGCUUGACUUUUACUUGCAAUCGGUAUCCUUUCGUAAACCAAUCAUAACAUCUGAAUGCAGUUUUGGUUGAACAUCGCCUUGCUGUUUUUCACACCUUGUGUAGGUGGCUCAGACAGACAGAUUUAAUCUGUGAUGCUGAGUGAUCAAAAAUUGUUAUUCUGAUACAACUGUCUUUUUCUUGUUUCUGGUCAUUGAUGUAUUUAAUUAGUGUUUUCCCCGUUGAAUGAUUUUUGGUGAAUUGAAUUUUUUUAUGAAUUACCGUUGAAAAGUUUAUUGAAAUUGACUAUUUUUUUGAUUUGUUAUAUAAGAUGGUUCAUGUUUUGUCGGAAUUAAACCAAGUGAAAUUGCACAC
Molecule: messenger RNA, 3949 nt
Organism: Styela clava
Lineage: Eukaryota; Metazoa; Chordata; Ascidiacea; Stolidobranchia; Styelidae
Product: microcephalin-like
Biological process (GO): mitotic cell cycle
Source: RefSeq, a predicted model, not a curated record